UCCAAAGUUUUCAGAACAUCAGAUGCAAGUUGGUCGGCGCGGGGAGUAGCUGGCGGUGUGUGUUCUCAGCACGGCUGACUAGCUUGCAAUGGCGCUGUGGACUGACCGAAUCCUCUUCUCUUUAUCACUAACAGUCGGAGUCUUUCUGGUCGCCAGUGGCCCACAGCCCGUCCUUUCGUGCCCGAGCCGCUGUUUGUGCUUUCGCACCACCGUCAGAUGCAUGCAUCUAAUGCUGGAGACUGUACCUGCUGUCUCUCCACAGACGACCAUCCUAGACCUGAGGUUCAACAAAAUAAAGGACAUCCUCCCCGGCUCCUUUAGACGGCUAAAAAAUCUCAACACCUUGCUGCUGAACAAUAAUCAGAUAAGAAGAAUCCCGAGAGGUGCCUUUGAGGAUCUGGAAAACCUGAAAUAUCUCUAUUUGUACAAGAAUGAAAUCCAAUCAAUUGACAGACAAGCAUUUAAGGGACUUGUGUCCCUAGAGCAACUGUACCUGCAUUUCAACAACAUUGAGAGCUUAGAGCCGGAGUCUUUUGCCCACUUACCCAAGCUGGAACGGCUGUUUUUGCACAACAACAGAAUAACGCAUCUCGUGCUCGGAACCUUCUCCCAUCUGCAAUCCAUGAAGAGGCUACGCCUGGACUCCAACACGCUGAACUGCGACUGCGAGCUGCUCUGGCUGGCUGACCUGCUGAAGCAGUACGCCGAGUCAGGGAAUGCCCAGGCCGCUGCCACCUGCGAGUACCCCAGCCGCCUGCAGGGCCGCUCCGUCGCCACGCUGACCGCCGAGGAGCUCAACUGCGAGGUCCCCAGGAUCACCUCAGAACCCCAGGAUGUGGACGUCACCUCAGGGAACACCGUUUACUUCACGUGCAGGGCCGAGGGCAACCCCAAACCCCAGAUCAUUUGGCUGAGGAACAACAAUGCUCUGAACAUGCGGGACGACUCGCGCCUGAACUUACUUGAAGACGGCACACUGAUGAUCCAGAACACGCAGGAGACGGACCAGGGCGUGUACCAGUGCAUGGCCAAAAACGUGGCCGGCGAGGUGAAGACCUCGCAGGUCACCCUGCGCUACUUCGGGGCGCCGUCACGGCCCAGUUUCGUGAUCCAGCCCCAGAACACAGAGGUGUUGGUGGGAGAGAGUGUCACAUUAGAGUGCAGCGCUACGGGCCAGCCCCACCCCCGAAUCUCGUGGACCAAGGGCGACCGGACGCCCCUCCCCACCGACGCCCGCAUCAACAUCACGCCCUCGGGGGGGCUCUACAUCCAGAACGUCAACCAGGCCGACGGCGGCCAGUACACCUGCUUCGCCAGCAACAAUGUGGACACCAUCCACGCAACUGCUUACAUCAUUGUUCAAGCGAUACCUCAGUUCACAGUCACACCUCAAGACCAGUCUGUGCUGGAGGGACACACAGUGGACUUCCCCUGCGAGGCUAGCGGGUACCCCCAGCCGGUCAUCGCCUGGACACGAGGGGGGAGCCCGCUGCCCACGGACCGGCGCCACGUGGUCCUCUCCACGGGCACGCUACGCAUCGCCCGCGUGGCGCCCCACGACCAGGGCCAGUACGAGUGCCAGGCCGUCAGCCCUGUGGGCACCGUCAGGACGGCCGUGCAGCUCACCAUCCAGCAGAGAGUAACGCCUGUUUUCACAAAUGCUCCAAGGGACAUGACGGUGGAGUCUGGCACUGACGCGCAGAUUCUGUGCAGCGCUCAGGGAGAACCCGAGCCUGUCAUCACCUGGAACAAGGAUGGCGUUCAGGUGACGGAGAGCGGAAAGUUCCACAUCAACCCCGAUGGCUACCUGGAGGUGAAGGACACGGGGCCGGCUGACGGGGGCCGAUAUGAGUGCAUUGCGCGCAACAGCAUCGGCUACUCCUCGGCCAGCAUGGUGCUGACCGUCCAGGUCCCUCAGGUCAGCCGGGACGGGGACGUCUUCGUGGCCACGUCCCUGGAGGAAGCCAUCCGCAGUGUGGACAGCGCCAUCGACUCCACCAGGAGGCAUCUGUUCGACGGUCAGCCACGGACCCCCGCAGAGCUGCUGGCCCUGUUCAGGUACCCCCGGGACCCCUACACUGUGGAGCAGGCCAGGGCCGGGGAGAUUUUCGAGCAGACUCUUCUCCUCAUCCAGAGACACGUCAACCAGGGGCUGAUGGUGGACACCAACGGGACAGCCUACCGCUACAACGACCUGGUCUCCCCCCGCUUCCUGGACAUGAUCGCCAACCUGUCGGGCUGCACGGCGCACCGGCGCUUCAACAACUGCUCCGACAUCUGCUUCCAUCAGAAGUACCGCAGCCACGACGGCACCUGCAACAACCUGCAGCACCCGAUGUGGGGCGCCUCGCUCACCGCCUUCGAGCGGCUGCUCAAGCCCGUCUACGACAACGGCUUCAACCUGCCGCGGGGCGCCACCGAGCGCCUGCACAACGGCUUCCCCCUGCCCCUGCCGCGCCUCGUCUCCACCACCAUGAUCGGCACGGAGACCAUCACCCCGGACGACCGCUACACGCACAUGCUGAUGCAGUGGGGUCAGUUCCUGGACCACGACCUGGACUCCACGGUGGUGGCGCUCAGCCAGUCGCGCUUCUCUGACGGGCAGCUGUGCAGCGCGGUCUGCACCAACGACCCGCCAUGCUUCCCCAUCAUGUUCCCGCCGGGCGACCCGCGCCGCGCCCGCGCCGGCGGCGCCCGCUGCAUGUUCUUCGCCCGCUCCAGCCCCGUCUGCGGCAGCGGCAUGACCUCGCUGCUCAUGAACUCGGUCUUCCCACGCGAGCAGAUCAACCAGCUCACCUCCUACAUCGACGCCUCCAACGUGUACGGCAGCUCGCGGCACGAGUCGGAGGAGGUGCGCGACCUGGCCAGCCAGCGCGGUCUGCUGCGGCAGGGCAUAGUCCAGCGCUCGGGGAAGCCCCUCCUCCCCUUCGCCACGGGCCCGCCCACCGAGUGCAUGCGUGACGAGAACGAGAGCCCCAUCCCCUGUUUCCUGGCGGGCGACCACCGCGCCAACGAGCAGCUGGGCCUGACCGCCAUGCACACGCUGUGGUUCCGCGAGCACAACCGCGUGGCGUCCGAGCUGCUGCGGCUCAACCCGCACUGGGACGGGGACACCAUCUACCACGAGGCGCGCAAGAUCGUGGGCGCCCAGAUGCAGCACAUCACCUACAACCACUGGCUGCCCAAGAUCCUGGGCGAGGUGGGUGUGAAGAUGCUGGGCGAGUACCGCGGCUACGACCCCAACGUCAACUCUGGCGUGUUCAACGCCUUCGCCACUGCCGCCUUCCGCUUCGGCCACACGCUGGUCAACCCGGUGCUGUACCGGCUGGACGAGCACUUCCGGCCCAUCCCGCAGGGCCACAUCUCGCUGCACCGGGCCUUCUUCUCGCCCUUCCGCAUCGUGAACGAGGGCGGCAUCGACCCGCUGCUGCGCGGACUCUUCGGCACGGCGGGGAAGAUGCGCGUGCCCACGCAGCUGCUCAACACCGAGCUGACCGAGCGCCUCUUCUCCAUGGCGCAUGCCGUGGCGCUCGACCUGGCCGCCAUGAACAUCCAGCGCGGCCGCGACCACGGCAUCCCGCCCUACAAUGACUACCGCGUCUUCUGCAACCUCACCUCCGCCCACACCUUCGACCACCUGCGCAACGAGAUCAGGGACCCCGGUGUCCGGGAGAAGCUACAGAGGCUCUACGGCACUCCCCUGAACAUCGACCUGUUCCCUGCACUCAUGGCUGAGGACGUGAUCCCCGGCAGCAGACUGGGGCCCACCCUCAUGUGUCUGCUGGUCACCCAGUUCAAACGCGUGCGGGACGGGGACAGGUUCUGGUACGAGAGCCCCGGGGUGUUCACCCCCGCCCAGCUGACGCAGCUUCGGCAGACCUCGCUGUCCCGGGUGCUGUGUGACAACGGGGACAACAUCACGCGGGUGCAGGCGGACGUGUUCCGGGUGGCCGAGCUGCCCCACGGCUACGGCAGCUGCGAGGACGUGCCCAAGAUGGACCUGCGCAUGUGGCAGGACUGCUGCGAGGAUUGCAGGACAAAAGGCCAGUUCAAUGCCCUCUCCUUCCACUUCAGAGGUCGGAGGUCAGCGGAGCACAGCUACGCUGAAGAGAAACCCGCCAGCACUGCGAAAGAGCGGGUAAAGCGCAGCCUCGUAGAAGAUGCCACUGAAAGGCCUUCAAAUGUGUCUGUGUCAUCGAAACCAAGCACUUCACUGAAUGACUUCCAGGACUUCGUCGUGGACAUGCAGAAGACUAUCACGAGCUUACGAAAGCAGAUUAAAAGACUUGAAGCCCGUCUGAGUAAAACGGACUGCACGGAUGAGGAGGGGCGGGAGCGGCCCAACGGCGAGAGGUGGAAGAAGGACGCCUGCACGGCAUGCGAAUGCAGGGAUGCCCAGGUGACUUGUUUCGUGGAGAGCUGUCCCGCAGCGGCAUGCCCGAGGCCCGUGAAGCUAAAAGGAGCGUGCUGCCCCGUGUGCCUGACCCAGCAAGAGGGUGCCGACCGCGGGGCGUAACGCCGGCCCCCCCAAUCCUCCCCACCCCCCC
This is a messenger RNA of Megalops cyprinoides (Indo-Pacific tarpon), 4547 nucleotides long. RefSeq names its product peroxidasin. The record is from RefSeq and is a predicted model, not a curated record. Gene Ontology annotation, molecular function: peroxidase activity; heme binding; protein binding. The transcript has 23 exons. Lineage: Eukaryota; Metazoa; Chordata; Actinopteri; Elopiformes; Megalopidae. Gene Ontology annotation, biological process: response to oxidative stress. Bases 89 to 4516 code for a protein of 1475 amino acids.